AUGGCUAGCCAGAAGUCUGACGAAGCUCUUCGUCACCAUCCACAUGGAGCCAACGAUUCUAAUUUGUAUACUCACCACGUAGAGGUAGUCCCAGAUCCUCUUGGUGGGCCCCCAACCGUCUAUCGACAACGCCCACUCACUCUCAGCUGGGAUAAAAUGUGCCCUGCUGCUCGUAAUAUGUUUGCAGAAUUGGCCACUGGUGAUUAUCCCAACCGCUACGAAAGUUGUGUUCAUUUGACGUUGUUGAAAUGGGCGGAGCAAAUGAGCCCUGGUGAUCCUAACCUCCUGCCCGAUGGCAAUCCAACCUACAUUCAAGAUGAUAUCAUACCCGUCAUCAAGGCCUAUGUCAAUAGAAUACCUGAACCUGGCCUUGCUGGGACCCCAAUUCCCCCAGCCUUACCGAUGAAUGAAUUAGAGGCUCUUGAUUUUCUUCACCACCACCAAGCACUUCCUUACCAACAGGCAGACUAUGCAGAAAUAUUCCCCGAACUUCCGGACGGGUUCGUCUGGCAUCCAAUCCAAACAUUGGUCGGUGUUCGCGGGCUGGACCAUCGCACCUUGAUCGAGUUCCGUGCCUACAAACACUUCUGGACUAUCCAUAAAGAUGAUUCGGAUAUCAAGGAAUUUACGACAAAGGAUGAACCGACUUCCGAAAUUAGUAUCGUCCGUCCUGCAGGAGACCCCGAUUAUCCACAGGUCGUUCCAGGUGGCUUCCACAAUAUGUCUUUACCUCCUACAGACCAACAAAUAAAGAAGAACUUCCUCAAAAUUAACAAGCUUCGGAAAUACAAUGGAGAACCAGCACACCCCCAAAUAAUGUACGUUCGAUUUGCUCACAACCUUGCAACUAUCAUCACAGACCAUAGCAACGACGCCACUAUUUUUGAUGGAGAGGGAAUUCCCCGCCCAAGGAUCAUCGGAUCUCUCCAGUACGACGAAUAUAUUGAUGAGGAUGACUUUACAUCCCGCUUCGGAGAAUAUGGACGAGUUUACCUUAACCGUCUACCAACCCUUUUUGAAACUAGUGGUCCGCCAGCUGCACCAGCCACACCAACUACUGAACCGGCACAGCAAACCUCUACCCCCACACCAGCUUCGGCAGCCACGCCGGCAGCAAACAGUAAUACACAGCCAAAAACUCGUCCAAACGUUAUUGAGUUUACCGCUGAAUUUGCGGGCAGGGGUUUAGAGGCGAGAAUUGAUAUCCCUUCAUGCGAAUGCCCAGCUGCUGUUAAGGCUGCUCAAAUGACUGGUGCUUUUGCGUCGGGAAUCGCCUCGAUGAAGAAGCCGGCUGCCGGUGAAACCCAGCACGUCCAUAUACCUGAAGUUGCUUGUUGUUCUAAGGCUACUGCGAAAACAUCCACCGCUCCUCCUACGACCACUAAUACGACUAUAAACGCUCCUUUCAAACCUCAACUUGAUCUAGCUAGCCUCUCCGCGAUUGAGACUAAAAUAAGGCAGCUAUCUCUCGAAAAGAAAAACCCUCGCCAACUCAAACCUUUGUCCAAAAAUCUUGGAAACGCCUAUAGUUUUGACCAUACUGGUGCCGCUGCCAAAGCCGUAGCUAGUAAAAUCGCCACAGCAGUGUCCGCCAAGGCUAUUGCGGACGCCAAAGAAGUCACCACGCAGCAUAACACUAAGGGAGAUGGCGGCACCAAGCCCAGCACUCCAGCUUCAAUCCCUGCCAUUGUCCAAACCCCUACAGUUCAAAACAUGCUGCCAGAGCUGAGAUCGAUGGCCUCCGCGCAAGGUUACUAUUUCGCCAACUGCCUCAACCGUCAAAAGCUUGUCGAAGAUCUCGCAAAGGAAGAGCUCUGUAAUGAUAUCCCAAGGAUCGGGCCUGGAGCAAAAUCCUGGCAUACACUUAAAAGCGAACAGCGUGCUAAUCCGAUCACAUUCAGGGGCAUGGACGGACCAUCUAUCGAACAUAUUAAGUACACCGCGGUUACCAGCAUCCAACAAACAGUAUUUUACUAUCUAUACACCGGCGAACGUAUCAAAAGAAAGAGGAUAGCAGCGGACUCAGCUGAUGGGACAUGCUUCGUUAAAGUUUACAACAUCCUUGAAGCUGGUCAACGAUUGGUUGUGGAGCACGACAUUGAAAAUUACUACGUUCGAACAAAUGGGGUCGCUCAUCGCUAUGAUCAUUCUAUGAAUAGCGGGAUCAUUCCUACUCCGAAGGAAACUCUCAAAGAAAAAAUUGAACUAACAACUGAGGAACAAGCUGCCUUUAGACAUUUGGUUGAGGAUUCGAAGGAGCUUUGGAAACACCCAACCACUUGCAAAUGCAGACGCAGCAAAUCUUAG
Orbilia oligospora ATCC 24927 is the source of this 2307-nucleotide messenger RNA. RefSeq lists its product as uncharacterized. Lineage: Eukaryota; Fungi; Ascomycota; Orbiliomycetes; Orbiliales; Orbiliaceae. Bases 1 to 2307 code for a protein of 768 amino acids. The transcript has 2 exons. The record is from RefSeq and is a predicted model, not a curated record.